Messenger RNA from Salvelinus namaycush (lake trout), 2524 nucleotides. RefSeq names its product sal-like protein 1. Lineage: Eukaryota; Metazoa; Chordata; Actinopteri; Salmoniformes; Salmonidae. Gene Ontology annotation, molecular function: DNA-binding transcription factor activity; RNA polymerase II cis-regulatory region sequence-specific DNA binding. Gene Ontology annotation, biological process: regulation of transcription by RNA polymerase II. The record is from RefSeq and is a predicted model, not a curated record. The transcript is spliced from 6 exons. The coding region runs from base 205 to 2130 and encodes 641 amino acids.
ACGGAAGUGACCAUGACCAACUUCCAUGUUAGCGUUUUUAUUGUUGUUAUUUAGACGUUUAUUAACACAUUGGAACUCAAAAUAUGACUCUUAACUGCACAUUAUAACAUAAUUAUCCCAGGUAGUCUUUAAGUCGCGUUGGAGACGGGACUUGGUUGAUAUUUUAUCAAGGUAACAUUAGCUAGCUGCUAAUGUUAGCUAACAAUGGCUAACUGUAUGGUUUUUCACACUCAAAUAGCCUCCAUUAUGGAGGUGCUAGCGAAUGCCGCCGUGGUAGAGGUCUGUAAACUUGUAGACGACGACUAUGCAGUGUUUCGUUUGGAAAUAACUCAAAGCCAGAAAGAAAACAGGGCAUUACGGAGGAAACUACAGCUACUGGAACUGAAGGUGGCACGGGAGCGUGCAGAGAGGACAACGCCAGACCGCGUCCUCUCCAGUUUCCCCAGUAGUUUCAAGUCCCUCGACCGAUACAGAGGAAUGACAAGAGGUGAAGGACAUCUCACUGGAGGCUACAGGAGCUUUGUGAAGCCAGCGGGACACAAUACAUGGAGAGAUGACCAAACAAUCACUGUUGAUGAGGAGAGUGGAACCGCAACCCAGCAUGUUAUCGUAAUAGAGUCUGCAGAUACAGAGGCUGCAGGUCCUGGAGGAUCGUCUCUGGUCAAGCAGGAAAGGACUGAAGGAGACGACCCACAACACAGCAGAGACAUCCAGACUGGAGCAGCGGCUGGAGUGGCACCCCCUGUAGCUACGGACGACCUCGCCACCACGCCCCAGCCCAGGACCCGACGUAGCAUUACGGAGGAGGAGGGUCCAGAAGUGCUUCUGGUGAAGGAGGAGGGGUGUGAUGAGGGUCUGGGGAACCCUGAGGGGACCAUGGUCAUGGAGGACAACCAGACUACACCACCUCCUGAACCCACAGAGGAACCAGCUGAGCAGCACAGGACCACACACAGUCUCAAUGAGUCAGUAAACAACAUGGAGGAUGGGAAGCCUGAUCUGCUGCUGGUGAAAGAGGAGACAAUAGAAGACGGACAAGAGAGCAUUGAUCUGCUGAGUGGACUAACGAUGGGGGAGCAAGGUGGUUGGCUGGAGGCUAACAGAGGAGACUGGGCGGCCAGCUUGGAUUCCCAGACCCAGAUGGGUGCAGCCAAGGGCCCAGGGGACAACGUCAACGAGCAUGCCAGGACCAGAAGCGACAUAGUGGAGGUCAGUGGAUGGGACAGCGUCCUCAACUCUGGGCUGUGGAACAACACUGUUAACCUCAACCAGAAACCGACAGUGGAACACAAAACAACAUCCAAACUUAGUCUCCAAGACAACAGACUGGCUGAGACUAGUGUGAGGCGCAGAUUUGGUCUGCGGGGACGAGGUGAUGUCUGUAUGCAGCGAGAGCGAACAGAUACAGACUUGGCUAGCAAUGCUCCUUCCUGCUCCUAUAGUUGUGAUUCAGAGAGACUGAUGGCACCUCAGGUUAACCCCCCAACAGGUGCUGCCUUCAGCCUGCCUUCUAUAGGAUCUAUCAACUGGAACAUGGACCCUGUGACAACACAGACACUCCCUGGCCUUCAUCCUCCUCAAACUCUCCUAAUGUUAAACCAGAACUCAGACAAUGCCAGUGCCUCAACACUAAAUGGCUAUACAAGCUCAUUGACAAAUGAAAAUAGUAGAGAUGGAAUCAGUAAAGGUGAUAUCGCCAUAGAGAAGCGCUUCCCGUGUUCGUUCUGUGGGAAAGUCUUCAGUUUCUCCAAACAGGUAGAGAUCCACCAGAGGGUGCACACGGGGGAGAAACAAUUUGGCUGCCACCUGUGCCGAGCCAGUUUUUCGCACUCGUUCAGCCUGAAGAGACACCAGAGAGUCCACACAGGGGAGAAACCGUUUAGCUGUACCCAGUGUCACAUGCGCUUCGCCCAGGCUGGUGACUUGAAGAGGCACCAGAGGGUCCACACGGGAGAGAAACCCUACAGCUGCCUCCAGUGUGAGAAGAGGUUCACCCGCCAGGACCAGCUGAAGAUGCACCUAAAGGUCCACAUGGGAGAAAGGCCGUUCGCCUGUACGCACUGCGGGAAGAGGUUCUCAGAGAGGAGCUACCUCAGGAUACACCAGCAGAAAAACCAUCCCACUCUAUAACAUGGAAAGUAACCAUUCCUCUUGAUAGCUUCUGAUGUUUAGAUCAAAUCAUGCAUUAAAGACAGAUUCACUUUCAUUGUUGUCAGCAGAAAAGAGCCACCGAUGCAUUUGGAAUAACCACAGUAGCAUAUUUCAGUGUUGAAUAUUCCUGGGUAAAAUACUGCAUCCAGACAUUGUGUGAUAUAUAAGCCUAAAAAGUCUGUUACAUAGUGUUUGUACUGUGUAGGCUAUAUGAUGUUCACAAAUUCAUUUUAUUAUUUACCCUCAAACUUAAUGAGAAAAUGAGUUCAGCUCAAACUUAAGUUCAUGCUGAUUUUUUGUUGUUGUUGAAUAUGAAUAUUUUUUGUAUAUGUGUGGUUUUCAUAGUGUAUUUAAAUCUGUUUAAUAAACACAA